AUGUUCGACCCUGCUCCCUGUGCUGUGACCAGCACCAAACCUAAGAUCCACACUUCCACUCUCUCCUCUUCUUCCUCUUCUUCCUCCCUGCGUUCGCAAUGGUAUAGCGACCGAACUCGCUCGCCGCGAAUGUCGCCUACCUUUCCUAUUCCUGACCUCCAAACUACCACCCGCUCGCGACCCGACAGCCAGAUCCCCAAACGUCUCUCUGUGUUUGGUGCUCGCUCUCGAAACAGCGCUGCCCCCUCAAUCGCUUCCCCCUACAGCUCUCCCGCUUCGUCUAUGACCAGCGUAGACACUCUCUUCCGAAGACCUUCUCAGGACAGCAAGCUCUCUCACGCUACUGGUCCCUCACAGAAAGAAGGCAGCUCUUCCAAGUCCUUGUUGUUGCGUGGCACGCGCAUUCUGAAGCGCCGAGGAAACAAAUUUAGUAUUUCAUCCAGCUUAACUCUAGACGAGGAAGACGAGAUGACUAAAGGAGCUCAGUCUGGAUCCCAGAGACUGGAUGGAUCAGGUGUCUUCUAUCGUAGCCACAGAGCGCGGCACAGUGAUACCCGUGACCUAAAACGGAAUAUCUCUGACCCCUUCGACUUCCAGCAUGUUACACACACCAGCCCUGGUCAAUUGCCCGAUUUGGAGAACAGUCAGCUUCUUGAUAUAGCCACGGAACUAUCUGUUAUCAGGGCCUCACAGCGCCCUGUCAACGAACUGAAGGGUAUUAGAGCUGAAAACCUACAUUCCCAAAAAUAUCCGUCCGAUGCUAUCUCCAAACAUGACGCCAGCUCAUACACAACGGAGUUGAAGUCCCAAUAUGCCUGGAACCCUCCACGGUUACAUAACUCACAGACUUUCCCCAAUUCGCCUUCCAGGUUGGGACCAACUCGAGAUUCUCGAUUUAUUGAAAACUUCUCUCGUCCAGUAUCCCGGCUAUCCCGACAACAUUCGUCACCGUCAAUGAUCGGUCCUCCCCGGUCGUCUUCGAAGUUGGCAACCCCGGAUAUUCCAGAGCCAUCGCCCCAGACUAUCGAUGCCCUGCUUGGCCUCCACUCGACAUUGGCAGUCCCGGAGACUUUAUACGAAAAUUCACACCAGUCAACCUUGCCGAUGCUGGUUUUCCCCAGCGAUUUCCCUGAUGCCGGGAAUGCACCCAUCACUGAGGAUGGUAAACCUGCUAAGGCCCGAUCUCCAACGUCAACUACCCACGCUUUUGAUCUCACAGACGUUCUGGAGGAAGACGAGACCGUUGUAAUUCGCCAUAGUGAGGCGCACCACUCGGGGCCUGCAACUGACUCCGAACCUUUCCGCUUUGGUCAAUCCACCUCCCGAGUGAACAUCGAUAAACCCCUACCUGGCCUGCCUGUGCAUAUAGAUUCAACUUCAGAUCUGCUUCCAUCUCCUACAAUUCCAACCAAUGGAACCCCUUCUAAUGAAUAUUUUGAUACCAAGACCAAGAAGAGGGAAUCCAGGAAGCGGAUCUCAGUUAUGCUUCGACCCACAGAUGACUUGACAUGGGAGGACGAUAUUGAUUAUUGUUAUAAGCAUGCUGCUGAGUCUAAUUCAAAUUUUGACUGGCACCGCACAUCGUUUGAAGAGCCUGAGGUGAAAGCAAGAUUCGCGAGGCUUGCUCCUGAUACGUGGCCUGAGACUGUCAUUUCCAAGUGCAAUGACACUGAGAAUCCCAAUGGAGUUGCGAUACCCGCUGUAAACCAAAAUCAAGAGAACCUAGAUGAAUCGGAACAGAGUGAUCAGACCGUUGUCGCUGGCUGUUUGGUUUUAGAACAAUCCUCCUUUCCCGCGAAAAAUGGAGGUAUCAGCCCCAUUACUACGAGAAGUAUUCCGGUCUGUCUUGAAAGUGACUCACUAGCACAAGGUGGCUACUUCAGAUCUGAGCAUGUGCCAAUUCUCUCAGCGUCGUUUGACGACUUCUCAUCCAACCAGUCUUACGAUAGCUUCAUCCCCAGCGACCCUAAGUUCGACGACGGCUACCCCCUUUACACCCAGACUCCCGUAGUUGAAUCAUUCGAUUCUUCCCAUGGAAGCAGCUCGCCAAUGAGCAAGUACAAUUCCCAGGAAAGCAUUAUUUCGCACGCAGCAUCUGUUGCCCGAAAACAUCAUUCCUCACUCUCCACAACUAGCGUUCCCGAUCUAGUUCACAGCCCCAGCUGCAGCCUUUCAGUCGUGGAUCGUGACUCCAUGUCUUCCACUGGUGAACAGCCUAAGCAAAGUAUCUCCAUGGUCACCCCCAUUUCUCACCCGCUUAUCCAUCAACGCAGCAAAAGUCUUGCGCGCGAACUUACCCAGCAACGAAUUCCAAGCAUCUCCCCAAGUGGCGGAGAUUACAGUUCUGACAUCUCACCGCAUGUGCCCAUGGCACCGGUACAUGACCGUGCCAAGUCUGCGUCUGCCCUUGACAUGCUGGACACUUCCUCGUCGAAGAAUAAGGUGCCAGAGGGUAGGCGGAAACGGUCUGCUACCGUUACUCGUGGGCCGAGUGGUCAGAAGACGCGAAAAUCGUAUUCACUUUUCCCCACCGCGGUGGCAGGUCCUCCUUCGCGGUAA
Paracoccidioides brasiliensis Pb18 is the source of this 2559-nucleotide messenger RNA. RefSeq lists its product as uncharacterized. The record is from RefSeq and is a predicted model, not a curated record. The transcript is spliced from 2 exons. Bases 1 to 2559 code for a protein of 852 amino acids.